UGCUGGGAGCUAUCCGAUAUGGCAAGGCCCUGGUUAUCAAUAUGAUGGAUGUGGAUCUCUUGGAGACUGUGGAGAACCAGUUGAAUCAGGUGUCUCUAGGUCUGAGUUCCCAGCUGAUGAGCAAAGAGCUCCUGCAAGAGGAAAGGUACCUGAAUCUGGUGCGGUCCACAGAUGGACCCCAGUACUCCCGCACAGAGUUCAGGCCAGACCGACUGGAGGCAUUUAGCCUUGUGAUGGUGACUAAACAGCGCCACCCCUCGGAUGCUCUGCUUACUACAUUUUACCCCAUUGAGAUCACUUUAGCGGAAAAGAAAACAUAGUCAGCACUAUAAUCAAUGAGCUUUGUCACCAAACACACAUACACACUGGAUAAAGAAAACAG
Messenger RNA from Sardina pilchardus (European sardine), 382 nucleotides. RefSeq names its product IQ motif and ankyrin repeat domain-containing protein 1-like. Bases 42 to 320 code for a protein of 92 amino acids. The transcript has 3 exons. NCBI's taxonomy places the organism in Eukaryota, Metazoa, Chordata, Actinopteri, Clupeiformes, Clupeidae. The record is from RefSeq and is a predicted model, not a curated record.